Messenger RNA from Acyrthosiphon pisum (pea aphid), 1811 nucleotides. Its product is annotated as zinc finger protein 271-like. Bases 1 to 1335 code for a protein of 444 amino acids. Gene Ontology annotation, cellular component: nucleus. Gene Ontology annotation, biological process: regulation of transcription by RNA polymerase II. The record is from RefSeq and is a predicted model, not a curated record. Lineage: Eukaryota; Metazoa; Arthropoda; Insecta; Hemiptera; Aphididae. The transcript has a single exon. Gene Ontology annotation, molecular function: RNA polymerase II cis-regulatory region sequence-specific DNA binding; DNA-binding transcription activator activity, RNA polymerase II-specific.
AUGAACAAUAGUUCAUUUAGCCAGAGCUCAAAAGGGAAUCAGAGACAAUACCUCUGUGCCGUGUGUGAUAAACCAUUCACCACAAGAAGUAAUCUAACAGUCCACCGGAGGACGCAUACUGGAGAGAAACCGUUCCCGUGUGAUGUGUGUGAAAAGUCGUUCAGUCAAAAGAGUAAUUUGAUGGUACACUGGCGGACACACACAGGAGAAAAACCGUUCCCGUGCGAUGUGUGUGCCAAGUGGUUCAACACUAACUCUGAUCUGACGGUACACCGGCGGAGACACACAGGAGAGAAACCGUUCCCAUGCGAUGUGUGUGACAAGUGGUUCAACACUAACUCUGAGCUGACGGUACACCGGCGGAGACACACAGGAGAGAAACCGUUCCCAUGCGAUGUGUGUGACAAGUGGUUCAACACUAACUCUGAGCUGACGGUACACCGGCGGACACACACUGGAGAGAAAUCGUUCCCGUGCGAUGUGUGUGACAAGUGGUUCAAAACUAGCAAUCAUCUAACGGUACACCGGCGGACGCACACUGGAGAGAAACCGUUCCCAUGCGAUGUGUGUGACAAGUGGUUCAAAACUAGCAAUCAUCUGACGGUACACCGGCGGACGCACACUGGAGAGAAACCGUUCCCAUGCGAUGUGUGUGACAAGUGGUUCAACACUAGCGAUCAUCUGACGGUACACCGGCGGACGCACACUGGAGAGAAACCGUUCCCAUGCGAUGUGUGUGGCAAGAGGUUCAGUCAAAAGAGUAAUUUUAUGGUACACCGGCGGACACACACAGGAGAAAAACCGUUCCCGUGCGAUGUGUGUAACAAGUGGUUCAAAACUAGCAAUCAUCUGACGGUACACCGGCGGACGCACACUGGAGAGAAACCGUUCCCAUGCGAUGUGUGUGACAAGUGGUUCAACACUAACUCUGAGCUGAUGGUACACCGGCGGACACACACAGGAGAAAAACCGUUCCCGUGCGAUGUGUGUGAAAAGUCGUUCAGUCAAAAGAGUAAUUUGAUGGUACACCGGCGGACACACACUGGAGAGAAACCGUUCCCAUGCGAUGUGUGUGACAAGUGGUUCAACACUAACUCUGAGCUGACUGUACACCGGCGGACACACACAGGAGAAAAACCGUUCCCGUGCGAUGUGUGUAACAAGUGGUUCAAAACUAGCAAUCAUCUGACGGUACACCGGCGGACACACAUAGAAGAGAAACCGUUCCAGUGCGAUGUGUGUGACAAGUGGUUCAGUCAAAAGAGUAUUUUGUUGGUACACCGGAGGACGCACACGGGAGAGAAACCAAUCCCAUGUGACAUGUGUGACAAGUAGUUCAACACCAACUCUGAGCUGACGGUUCACCGGAGAACACAUACGGACAACAUAAAAAUAAAUCAAAAUAUGUGCGGAAAACCAGCAUAAAAAUAAAUAUUCUUGGCGGUCCAGUUAUUUAUCACCUCCACUGGCCGGAUCGGUUCCGCGGGUCCCCUUCUGCCGUCCUCUGUGGUGGAGGUUAAUAAUGUAUAAUAUAAUUAUAUUGUAUGUUUAAUGAUAAUUAUUAAUUCAUAAUACAGUAAAUAGAUAUUUUUGGAUUUGUAGAUGAUGGUGAAUUGUAGCUGGUUGUGGUAAAUAUCUAGGUAAGAAAAAAGUAUUUGCGCCAUAGCUGUUGUGUCAUCGUUGACUUCCCGAAAUCAUUAUCUGUAAUAAUAAUGACAUAAUAAUAUAUUUAUUUUAAAGUUUGUUUAGGCCAUAUAGUCUGCGUCUUGCUGCUUUCACCAAUCCAGUCCAGCCCCUCGUUAAUAAAAUAU